UGUGGGAAGAUCAGUUGUUUGGAAUAUUUUCUCAUAUUGAUUUUUUUUUUCCAUCUACAGAACCGGGACAACUAUAUUCGAUCCUGUAAGCUAUUGCCUGAUGGCCGCACUCUUAUCGUCGGAGGGGAGGCCAGCACACUGACCAUUUGGGAUCUUGCCUCCCAGACACCCCGCAUCAAAGCCGAGCUGACCUCCUCCGCACCGGCCUGCUACGCACUGGCCAUCAGCCCCGAUGCCAAGGUGUGCUUCUCCUGCUGCAGCGAUGGAAACAUUGCCGUUUGGGACCUCCACAACCAGACCCUCGUCAGGCAAUUCCAAGGCCACACAGAUGGUGCCAGCUGCAUUGACAUCUCUCAUGAUGGCACCAAGCUCUGGACGGGUGGUCUUGACAACACAGUCCGCUCCUGGGACCUGAGAGAGGGACGGCAACUCCAGCAGCAUGACUUCACAUCUCAGAUCUUCUCCCUGGGCUACUGUCCUACGGGCGAGUGGCUGGCUGUCGGCAUGGAAAGCAGCAAUGUGGAGGUGCUCCACCACACCAAACCUGACAAGUACCAGCUGCACCUUCACGAGAGCUGCGUUCUCUCUCUCAAGUUUGCCUACUGUGGUAAAUGGUUCGUGAGCACUGGGAAGGACAAUCUGUUGAAUGCAUGGAGGACUCCCUACGGCGCCAGCAUAUUCCAGUCAAAGGAAUCAUCCUCAGUCCUGAGCUGUGACAUAUCAGCCGAUGACAAGUACAUUGUUACAGGCUCUGGAGACAAGAAGGCCACGGUGUAUGAAGUGAUCUACUAGACUGCGAGGUAACAGACUGGAGCAGCUCAGGCCUCUGGAGGAGGAAGGGGGGACACACAACUUCUCACUCCAGUGACUCUCCUAGUCAAACAGACAGGAAAAGCCCUUGUCUGUCUGUCUGACUGUCUGUCUCACACUCACUGACUUUUAACUGACUGACCACAGAUGUGGAAGAGUGGACGCUGGGGUGACAUGGACUAGGACACAAAUGUGCAGCCCUACAGACCCCAUACACUCUGCUCAGUUCAUAUGGCACUAGAGAACACUCAAUGUUUCCUUCCUUGCCGUUUUUGUUUUGUUUUUUGCUUCAAAUCUUUCUAUGUUGGAUUUUGGGUCUAUUUUUUUCCUCACUAUGCAGUGAGAACGUUCCAUAAUGCAUCGUGAAGCAGCGCUUCGUUCUGAAACUUCAUCUGUGUGGAGGGUAUGUGAAAAGUGUACAUAAUGGAGUAUUAAAAUGCCUUUUAUAGAUUUAUA
Molecule: messenger RNA, 1266 nt
Organism: Sinocyclocheilus rhinocerous
Lineage: Eukaryota; Metazoa; Chordata; Actinopteri; Cypriniformes; Cyprinidae
Product: protein groucho-1-like
Exons: 5
Biological process (GO): negative regulation of canonical Wnt signaling pathway; regulation of DNA-templated transcription
Cellular component (GO): nucleus; transcription regulator complex
Molecular function (GO): protein binding; transcription corepressor activity
Source: RefSeq, a predicted model, not a curated record